This is a messenger RNA of Notothenia coriiceps (black rockcod), 973 nucleotides long. Its product is annotated as RNA-binding protein 28-like. The record is from RefSeq and is a predicted model, not a curated record. The annotation marks the transcript as partial. Lineage: Eukaryota; Metazoa; Chordata; Actinopteri; Perciformes; Nototheniidae. Gene Ontology annotation, molecular function: mRNA binding. Gene Ontology annotation, cellular component: nucleolus. The transcript has 9 exons.
UUACAGUGCUCGGAAGAUGAUCUAAAAGAAGUUUUUUCCAAGUUUGGAACAGUCCGUGAGAACAAAAUUGCCCUCAAACCUGAUGGGAAGAUGCGAGGAUUUGCAUUUGUCCAAUUUAAAAAUGUGUCUGAGGCAGCAAAAGCACUAACUGCCAUGAAUCUGAAGGAAAUAAAAGGUCGGCAGGUAGCAAUUGACUGGGCUGUGCCUAAGGACAAGUUUAUCGCCACACAGUCUUCCGCAAGUGCAGGAGCUAAAGUUACUGAGGCAACAGCGAAACCGUCAGCCUCAAAGAGUGACAGUGAAGACGAGGAAGAAGAAAAGCCGCAAGCAGCUCCUGCAAAGAAAAAAGUCACUACCAAACCUGAAGUGGAGGAGUCCCAAUCGGGAGAUGAAGAUGAUAGUGAGGAACAAGACAGUGAGGAGGAGGAGGAGGAGGAGGCGGCAGACGAUGAGAAAGAAGAUGAUGAUGUGUCCCAGGAGGGAGACGACGAUGACGACGAGGAUAAGAGUAACCUUGAUUCAGAGGAAGAUCAAGAUGAGAGUGAGGGUGAUGAGGAUGACGAAGAUGAUGAAGAUGAAGAAUCAGCCAAAAAGAAGAAAGUCAAGAAGCUUCUCCCUUCAGACGUACCAGAAGGCAAAACAAUAUUCCUCAGGAACCUGUCCUUUGACACAGAGGAAGAGGAUCUGGAGGAAAUACUCUUAAAGUAUGGAGAGCUUAAUUACAUAAAGGUUGUUCUCCACCCAGACACAGGACAUUCAAAAGGUUGUGCAUUUGCUCAGUUUAAGAAUAAAGAGGCUGCAGACAAAUGUCUGGCUGCAUCACAGGAUGAGGCUGAGAGCGCUGGUAUCCGUUUGGAUGGCAGAAAGCUGAUGAUUGUGGCAGCAGUGACCAGAGAGGAUGCUUCCAAGCUGAAAGUGGACAAAGUGAAAGUAGAAACAGGCACCAGGAACCUCUACCUGGCCAGAGAGGGCU